Myotis lucifugus (little brown bat) is the source of this 1622-nucleotide messenger RNA. RefSeq names its product nectin-2-like. Gene Ontology annotation, molecular function: cell adhesion molecule binding. Gene Ontology annotation, biological process: positive regulation of immunoglobulin mediated immune response; acrosome assembly; positive regulation of T cell receptor signaling pathway. Gene Ontology annotation, cellular component: plasma membrane; apical junction complex; extracellular exosome. NCBI's taxonomy places the organism in Eukaryota, Metazoa, Chordata, Mammalia, Chiroptera, Vespertilionidae. The record is from RefSeq and is a predicted model, not a curated record. The transcript is spliced from 2 exons. Bases 289 to 1512 code for a protein of 407 amino acids.
CUUCCCACAUUUGAUACUGGAAAAUUUCAAACAUACAUGUAUGAGUUGGAAGAACAGCCCCUCCCACUACACCUGACAGUGUGUAACAUUUCACCACAUUGGUUUCACCACUUUUUCUAGACCUUUUUAUGGUUUUUGCUGAAAAAGCAUUUGAGAGUAUGUUGCAGACAUGACAUUUAAUCCUAUAUUUUCUAAGAAAAAGGAAUACCAUAUAACCCUCAUUUGUUCAAACCAUCUAAGAAUAUUAACAGUAACUCCAUAAUAAUAUGUCAUAUAGUCCGGACUCAGAUGUUCCUAGUUUUUCACAAAACGUCUUUUCGGGCUGGCCUUUUUAGAAUCGUCACUUCCAGAAAGCUGAGCAUGGUGUUUUCCCCCUCCGUGCUGGCCCCGCCCUGCCUGGAGGUCUGGGUGCUCCCCCCACCCACCGCUCUCUCUGCUCUCUCCCCAGGAGCCCAGAAUGGGCGAGUUAGCAUGCCGCCCGAGGUGCGGGGCCGCCUGGGGGACACAGUGGAGCUGCCGUGCCACCUGCUGUCGCCAGGGCCUAAAGGCAACGUCUCACAGGUGACGUGGCAACGCCUGGACCCAUCCGGGAACCCUCAGAGUGUGGCCGCCUUCCACCCUUCCCAUGGUCUCAGCUUCCCCAGCCCGAAGUUUGGCAAGGACCGGCUAUCCUUCCGCACCAUGGGGCAGAGCCCUGGUGCCCGGCAAGGCUCGGAGAUGCGGGACGCCACGCUGGUCCUCCAGGGCCUGAGAGUGGAGGAUGAGGGCAACUUCUCCUGCGAGUUUGCUACCUUCCCCCUGGGCACCAGUCGUGGAGUGACCUGGCUCAGAACCAUAGCCCAGCCCCAGAACCGCGCUGAGGCCCAGGAGGUCACACUCCGCUCGGAGCCGGUGCCCGUGGCCCUCUGUGUCUCCUCGGGGGGCCGCCCACCCGCCAAAAUCUCCUGGCUCUCGACCCUGCGUGGGGAGCCCAAGGAGAGCGAGACGGCGGGGCCCCUGGCCGGCACAGUCACCGUGACCAGCCGCUACGCCGUGGUGCCCUCGAGCCAAGUAGAUGGUGUCGAGAUCACCUGCAAGGUGGAGCACGAGGCCCUGGAGGAGCCGGCCCUGCUGCCCGUGACCCUCUCUGUGCGCUGUGAGUGCAUCACCUGUGACCACGCCUCCCCUGCUGUCUACACUGGCUUCCCUGGGCACUGUCUACACUGCCCCUCAGUGUUGUCCACCUUGGCUCUGGGCCACAUUCUGCCCUGCCUACCUGCCCUUCACCUGUACUUCCACCCCGGCUCCCCCGGCCACAUCCACACACUGCCCCCGUCUACCUGGCUCCACGCGGCCACCGUCAGUGUAAACACUGCCCCCACUGUCUGUAUCCACCACUUGGAGUCUACACCGCCUGAACCAACACUGUCUACACACACACGCUCAUUCACACGGUUUCUGUCGACUUUCUUAUGGUCUCUACACCAACUCCUGCCUCCGAAAAUGAUUCCCAUCGACCCCACUGGGCCCUGACAGUACUGACCCCUUCCAGUAUGUUCUAUGCUAGCUCUUCCCAACACCGCGCACACGCACACCCCCUCAGACGGCCCGAGAGGCUCCCCUGGCACUGUGCCCACCAGCCC